AGCCUUUUCACGAUAAAUCUCGCACAUGCGCACAAACGCUUCCGGACGGCAAACUCAUUUUGUUUACAUUGGUGACCUUAUAACAACUAUGUCAAAGCGGGAGAGUUUAAAUAAGUUAAAAGUUAAUGUGCUGCGAAAACUUGCCGAAGAACACGGAAUUAAUGUUACUAAAAAGAAAAAAGAAGAAAUCAUACAGGAUUUAUUAAUAUGCCAGACGUCACCCUCUGUUCUCACACCGAUCGUGCAGCAAGAUUCAGCUGGAGCUUCCUUGAUAGUACCCUCUCAGGACAGUUUACCACCCUUCAAUGCCGUGAUUUAUGAGUCCCCAGACCAUUCUUAUAUUCCCAAAAUAUCUUUCACUGAUAUUUACAACUUUAUUAUUGAAAGACCUACACCGUGUGGUAGUACAGUGAAAAAUUUCAAGGGUCUAGACAGAUCUGUCAAGCACUUCGAGGCUGGUGAUGUGCAAGACAUUAGGGUAUCACAGAUAAACCCAUCUGUGAUCUAUGUGAAAGCAACAUGCCAGGCUUCUAUGAAAAAGCAGCAGUACCAAGUCUUCCUAUGUGUGUCAACAUCCAACACAGGCAAACCACAUAUACAGCAUGGAUAUUGCCAGUGUCCUAUAGGGUUAGCACAGGCAUGUAGCCAUAUAGGUGCACUUCUCUUUGCACUUAGCCAUGCCAAACCUGGUGAGACACAGGAAGUUGUACAUCUCAGCCUUGUAAAUGGAUCAUUCCCGGGCGCCAGGUGAAGCCGACUCGGCCCAUGAGCUCUUUGCCCAAGAAGUCCAAGCCUCUACAUACAGACACUGAAGAUGAUCCAGUUGCCUCUUUUGAUCCUCGCCACUCGGACGACAAAAAGAUGGAUCUGCAUAAUACUCUGCAGCAGUUGAAAGACUUAAGAGAUACCUUCCCACAAACAGGUAUGUCACACUUAUGGAAUAUUCCUGAUGCUGUCCCAGAUGCUAUUCAGGAGAUGGAGGUCCAGGAUUUUGAGGAUAUCAUGAUUACCAGGAUGAAAAGUCUCAUCUUCUGUGAGGGUAAUGCACCUCCAUUUGCAAUUGACCAUGAAUUGGUAGAGUUCACUGAGAAGAGUACAAGAGAUCAGAGAACAUCUGACAUGUGGCAGAAACUACACAUUGGUCGACUGACUAGUUCUUUGUUCGGUGACGUUUUGAAAGCUGGACCCAAUCCAAAUUCUUUAAUCAAGCAAAUUGUGGAGGGUUCCAGUCUUCAUAAGUAUGCUGCUCUACCACCAGCUGUUAAAUGGGGACAGGAAAAGGAAGCCCAGGCACGAUCUGACUAUGUUAAUCUGAAAUCUGCCAUUAACGACAACUUUUCCGUCGAAGAUACAGGUCUCACUUUGUGUGCAGAUCAUGCAUUUUUGGGUGCUUCCAGUGAUGGGAAGGUUUUGGAUGGUGACAACAUAGGUCUCUUGGAAAUUAAAUGCCCCUACUCCAUCCAGGGAACCCAAGUAACCAGGAAGGAAGUGGGUGAAAUUAUUGCCAUGGGAUACCCCAAUUUUUGCCUGGAGGAAAGUCUGGAUGGGCCACGUCUCAAAAAGAGCCACAAGUACUAUGCACAAGUCCAAGGGGAAUUGGCAAUUAAAGGAUAUCCCUGGUGUGACUUUGUCGUUUGGACAGAUGCUGCACAAAACAAUAUUUGUAUUGACAGGGUAUAUUUUGAUUCUGAGUUUGUGGCAUCUAUGAUGCCUAGACUUAUUGAUUUUUAUAUGCAUCACAUAGCCAAGAAGUAAUUAAAACAAACACUGUAUGAAAUGAUAUGAAUCAUAUAUUCAAAAAAUUUCAUUAUUUGUUUUCCAUGAAAUGAGCUAAAUGAAAUUUUUAAUUAACUUUAUUUAUUUAUUGACAAAAAAACCCACAUGUGGCAAGAGUCAUACAUAUUCAAAUAAAGUAUUCAAAUCUAGUCACUGUCUUAUGUUAGAUGCAUGACAUAUGAAGUUACAAAUAUUUCUUGUUGGUUUAACAUCUGUUGGAUUAAGAAUUUUAUAAGAUAUAAAUGCGCCUUAUCUAAAAAGU
Molecule: messenger RNA, 2038 nt
Organism: Saccostrea cuccullata (small rock oyster)
Lineage: Eukaryota; Metazoa; Mollusca; Bivalvia; Ostreida; Ostreidae
Exons: 6
Coding region: 766-1755 (329 amino acids)
Source: RefSeq, a predicted model, not a curated record